Messenger RNA from Symbiodinium sp. CCMP2592, 696 nucleotides. The record is from the annotation of a GenBank genome assembly. Lineage: Eukaryota; Dinophyceae; Suessiales; Symbiodiniaceae.
AUGCUUGAGCCGGCGAGCGACGCGAAAGGUGAUGACUUGACUUCGGAAGGCCAGGAGGUUUCGCUCCUGAAGAGGGUGGGACUUUCGGUCUUGCACAGCAACACCAGCUUCUGGCAGCGAAGCCGAGAGGAAGCUUCAGAAGCAGAGCAUUCUUUGGAGGCGCUGCGACGGGAGGCCCAGCUGCGGCAGGCGCGCUGCCAAAGCCAGCUGGACAGCCUGGCCCGUGACGCGAAGGAGGAGCAGGAGCGGCGGUUGAUCUCAGAGAAGGUCGGUCAGGAGCUCGCGGCCAUCCGUGAGGAGAUGCGCAGAAAGGAGGCCGCCGAGGAUGAGCGGCUCCGUCAUCUCUACCGCGGCAUCCUGGGCCCCGCCUCGGAGUCAGGAUCCGCGGCUGCCACACAGCACAAGGGUCAAUCCGGCCCGCCGGCUUUUACGCCCUUGAUAGUAUCGGAGGCCUCGCUCCUCGACUCGGAACCGACAUGGGAUGUCGGAGCUGUGCCACUGAAAGGUGAUGUGGAUCUCCUCUCUGGGAAGGACUUUUGGCCUUCGGCUCCGGCGGCUGCAGUGCAAGCUCCGGCAAGCACGCGCGAUCGGCACGGUGGCAAAGCCUCAGGCCGAAGUAAAGACAUGCGAGAUGCAACCAAACUGCUACAAGUCAACUUGGCACGGCUGGAACGUUUGGAACGCUGUGGCCUCUGA